Micropterus salmoides (largemouth bass) is the source of this 1024-nucleotide messenger RNA. RefSeq names its product 2-oxoglutarate receptor 1-like. The record is from RefSeq and is a predicted model, not a curated record. Lineage: Eukaryota; Metazoa; Chordata; Actinopteri; Centrarchiformes; Centrarchidae. Gene Ontology annotation, molecular function: G protein-coupled receptor activity. Gene Ontology annotation, biological process: G protein-coupled receptor signaling pathway. Bases 6 to 986 code for a protein of 326 amino acids. Gene Ontology annotation, cellular component: plasma membrane. The transcript has a single exon.
CAGCCAUGGCCAACUGCACUGACGUGGACCAACUGAUAAAAAGCUAUUACCUGCCUGUUUCCUACACCAUCAUCUUCAUCGUGGGCCUGGUGGGCAACGUAACCUCCAUCGUCAUAUACCUGACAAAGCUGCGACCCUUGAAAAGCAGCAGCAUCAUUAUGGUGAACUUGGCACUGACCGACCUCCUCUACGUUCUCAGCAUGCCCUUCCUGGUCUACUACUACAGCAACAUGGAUGUGUGGACACUCGGCGACUUCAUGUGCCGCUUGGUGCGCUUUGGGUUUCAUUUUAACCUGUACGGGAGCAUCCUCUUCCUGACGUGUCUCGCAGUUUUCCGCUAUGUGGUGGUGAUCAAGCCUUUGAGGGCUGCACAAGUGCAGCAGAAGUUUUGGGGAAUAAUUGCGUGCUCAGUCGUCUGGGUUGUUGCCGCGGCUGAAAUUACACCCAUGUUGACAAUGAUAUCCUUGGGGCCGCAUGACAAUAAUACCUCCUGCCUGGACUUUGCAAGCACCGUGCCCGUUGACAACAUUCGGGUGUAUGGCUGGCUGCUCACUGCACUCGGAUUUCUACUCCCUCUAGCGGUGGUAUUCAUGUGUUACAUUGGAAUAGUGAAGGAGUUGGCGAAAGGGCCCUACACAGCCAGUCCAUGUCGGAUGCGAGCGCGGCGUGUGACCGUGCUAAUCCUCGUAGUGUUUGUGGUGUGUUUCCUGCCAUAUCACAUAUUGCGUGUGUUGCGGAUAGAAACUCGAAAGUACCAACCGACACCAUGCAUGGUUGAGCACAUCGUGCAUGCAGCAUAUAUUAUCUCCAGGCCUCUGGCUGGAUUCAACACGUUUUUUAACUUGGCUCUGUACACUCUUUCAGGUGACAAGUUCAGGACAGCCUUCCUUAGCACUUUUUACUGGAAAUGCUGGGUGACGAAGGUGAGGUCGCUGCUCCAUCUGGCCGUUAUCAGCAAGGCAGGCAGGGACAUGCCUGCUGCCUGACUGACAACUGCCCAACACCUUUUUUUUUUUUUUAUCUC